Molecule: messenger RNA, 360 nt
Organism: Cooperia oncophora
Lineage: Eukaryota; Metazoa; Nematoda; Chromadorea; Rhabditida; Trichostrongylidae
Source: the annotation of a GenBank genome assembly
AUGGAGAAGUUGGGCUCUGAAUUGAGUGCAAUAUGGAUGUCUUGUCGUUCAACAUACACUUGUAAGAGCGAAAAUCACAAAAAGGAAAAGGUUUGUUGCGAAUCAUGUAGAGACGAUCGCAGUUAUUUGAAGAAGGCGCAGGAACUGUUGGCGUCAGAAAAAGACCGUCUCCUUCGCCUAGCGAAGGAGCGCUCCGAGCAAAAAACAAGGAUGGAAGACGAGCGAGCUCGGCUGGAAGCCGAGCUUGUUGGGUUGAUGGAUUUUUAUAGAGAGCAAAUGAAGGAGGAAAUCCUCGCUCGAAACAGUCUAAGUGACAUGAAAUUUAGCUAUUUCGCAGGAAAAAGAAUCGAGCAAGACUAG